AGGCGGGAUUUGGUCUUGCUACUAAAAUAACUGCUUCCUGGCUCACACCAACACCAGAGAGAGAGAGCAGGCUGGAAGACACUAGACUGCCAUUGACCCUUAUUUUAGUAAACGUCAUCAUCUCGGCCCAAAUUACUGUUGAAUUACAACGUGUUGUGUGGGGAACACGAUGGGACACAACCAGUCCUCAAACGUGUGCAUUCCUCUUUCCAACAAAGAAGAGAAACUAAAGGGCGCCACAGAAGAUGCUACUCUGCAACCCCGUCCGGUGGCCAGCAGGCAGUACUACAAUCUUCCUAACAAUGGGGCCGGUGUGGAGAGACGAACGUCUGCUGCUCCGGUCAGCAUCAACGUGGAGUCGCCUCGCUUUCACCCCCACGCCAAAGGCAAGAAUAUCAGGCUGGAUGGGCAGCUUCGCCGGGCAACGCGCAAGAACAGCUUCUGUAACGGCAUCACUUUCAGCCACAGGCCUGUCCACCUCUACGAGAAGGUGCGUCUUCGCCUGAGUGGUGUGCACACUGGCUGGAGUGGAGCUCUGCGCUUUGGUUUUACCAGUUUGGACCCCAGCGACUUGGUCGCUACAGACAUCCCCAAGUACGCUUGCCCGGACCUGGUGACCCGGCCCGGCUACUGGGCCAAAGCGCUGCCUGAGAGACUGGCCUUGAGGGACAACGUGUUGUCAUUCUGGGCUGAUCGCCACGGAAGAGUUUUCUACAGCAUCAACGAAGGAGAGCCCAUCCUGUUCCAUUGUGGGCUCAGCAUCGGCUGUCCACUCUGGGCCAUCAUCGAUAUCUAUGGCAUCACUCAGGAGGUCACACUGCUCGAAAGCACGUUUGCUGAGAGUGUGGGAUCCAGCUGCCUCAGUGCGGCCCGUCUGAGUGCCUAUCUGCCCCAGAGCAGCCACGACUCAGCCAAUUACAGCAACAAUCAACUGGAGAACAACCAGGCUGCUGCUGCCAAGAUGGCCAACCUCCAGAUCAAUAACUACACACAGCUCAUACCCUGCUGCUCCUCCACCCCUUCCGCCUCCAUACUGUCCUCAUCUGCCUCCACUGGAUUCAGCACCCCGAGGAUGGUCCGGGGUCUUCCUCCUGCGCUGGACAAUGACUUGCACUUUCACCCCGUCCGUGGCUCUGAUGUAAUACUCUCUGCAGACCGCUCAGCAGCCUGCAUCCACUUUCUGGACAGCAGUCGGACUCUGGUAUUCAGUGACCGGCCGCUGCAUGUCGGCGAGACUUUGUACGUGGAAGUCGGCCACCUGGGCCUCCCCUACUUUGGGGCGCUGUUGUUUGGUUUAACAUCCUGUGACCCGGCUAGUCUACAUGCCGGAGACUUACCGGCAGACCCUGAAGUUCUCCUGGACCGUAAAGAGUACUGGGUAGUGCAUCGGGGCUUCCCCAUGCCUUGCUCUGGAGACGUGCUCAGCUUCAGUCUGCUGCCCAGCGGAGAGGUGCACCACGGUGUGAACGGAGUGGGACGUGGCCGGCUACUCUGUGUGGACUCGUCUCAGGUCCUGUGGGCCUUUUUCACCCUGCAUGGGGCUGUCAACAGACUCAGGAUACUCGGAACUCUGCAGUCCAGCCCUCCCUCCACAUCUGCCAGCACUUCUCAGAGCAGCAGUCCAGACGACAGUGACUCAGACCUGGCGUUCAGUGUCAACAGAUCUUCCUCUGCCUCUGAAUCAUCUCUGGUGACUGCUCCCAGCUCACCUCUCAGUCCCCCCAGUCUCUCCCACGCUCACCGCCUCAGAACUGCCCCUGCUGGAAAGAAUGGAGAAUGCACCAUUUGCUUCGACCAGGACGUGGACACAGUCAUCUACACCUGUGGACACAUGUGUCUGUGCAAUGACUGUGGGCUUAAGCUGAAGAGACAGAUCAAUGCGUGCUGUCCGAUAUGCAGGAGGCCCAUUAAAGAUGUAAUCAAGACAUACCGGCCAUGAUGGUCCAGGUGUUUAAACAAACAGCGGAUGUGACGCCACCUGUGUCUCCUUCUCAGGCUUGGUUAGACACGGAUCUUGGUCCCAAUUGGAGAUUAGCCACACCAGAACAUAAUUGUGCCUAUAUUUCCAUUUUAUAUCGGUGAAUCAUUUCGGGAGAUGCUCUUCAUACGCAGAGCUGUGGUGGAGCUCAUCUUAUUACAUGGACUGCUGCAGGAGCUCCUUUGUUUUGUCUGAAAAAGAGGAGAUGUCUCAUGUGCUCUUGUUUUGUAUUUUCAAUGUAUUUGCUGAAAUCCUGCUGUCAAUAUUUUGUCCCUCAACCCUAUUGUCUAGAUGUAUGUGUGCUUCAGCAGAAUAUGUGGACCGUAGUCUAUGACUUCUAGUGCCUUAGAUUUGUGUCACAUAGUGUGUCCAAGUAAUUAUGCUAACAAUCCUAGCCAUAUUAUCAAUGUACAGUAAUGAAAGCAUGUGGUGAAAAAGACACACGGAUACCGAAUGUAUGUAAUAGUAAGUGGAAAUAUCUAAGUGUAUGGUAAGUGUGUUCAGUGGCUUGCUUUCAGAAAAGUGUGCUUGGAAAGUACAACAUGAAGUAACUGGAUAUGCACUUUAAAAAAUAAAUAAACAUGGACUAAGUAUAAU
This is a messenger RNA of Cyclopterus lumpus (lumpfish), 2575 nucleotides long. RefSeq names its product neuralized E3 ubiquitin protein ligase 1B (gene neurl1b). Gene Ontology annotation, cellular component: early endosome. Gene Ontology annotation, molecular function: ubiquitin protein ligase activity. The transcript has 6 exons. Gene Ontology annotation, biological process: ubiquitin-dependent endocytosis. NCBI's taxonomy places the organism in Eukaryota, Metazoa, Chordata, Actinopteri, Perciformes, Cyclopteridae. The coding region runs from base 170 to 1939 and encodes 589 amino acids. The record is from RefSeq and is a predicted model, not a curated record.